GAUUGGAGUAAUAAUCACUAAUCAGCAGUUGACAAGUAGUUUUUGGUUAGGAUUUGUUGUUUUGAUUGUUGGACGUCUUACUGUUAUAGUGCAAUUAUUAUUAGUUUUGGUAUUGCAUAACUGUUUCGGUAAUUUGUACUCGGAGUGUAUAUAAUUAGUUAUUCAUAUAUUAUAGGUAAUGUGGCUUUCAAUUUAAAUUCUGCAUUGGUUCCUUCAAGAUAGAAUAUUUCCAACAACGAACUAGGCCUAUCAGAGAACUGGUUUCAUUGAAUCUUCCACAAUCAUUGAAGAAAAGAGAAACAUAUCUGAGUUGCAGUGAAGGCAGAUUUGGCAGAUUUGGUUUCGGGUUUGCAACCACCCACUGCCACUGCAACCACUACCAUGAAGGAAAAAGUACAAAGGCAGCAGGGUGGUGAAGAAAUCGACCUAACAACUACUACUGUAUGUACAGAGUCCAGGAAAUUGCAUGACACGAUCAACUUGCCAAUAAACUUCUGCUGCAGCGACGACUCUGCUGAUGAGGAGUGUUCCUCAGAGGAUGAAAAUGAUGGAGUCAUUCAGGAUACAACCAGUCUCCACAUACCCGUAUCCGACCUGGCUACCAAUGAACUGAGUCGCCAAUUCCAGGAUAAAACCAGACUCCACACACCAGUAUCCGACCUGGCUACCAAUGAACUUAGUCGCCAAUUCCAGGAUAAAACCAGACUCCACACACCAGUAUCCGACCUGGCUACCAAUGAACUCAGUCGCCAGUUCCAGGAUAUAACCUUCGAUGAAGGCUUCCAUGUAAAUGAAGAAGCAUUGAAGAAAUUCUCUCGUCUACCUGUAAAUGAAAAAUAUGAUAGAGUAUUGGAGAUAAUUCUUGAACUUUUUGAUAAAUCCUCAAACACUGCUGAUUCCACAAAUAAAGACCUGAAAGCCCGAAGUCCGUUCAGAAACAGAGUUGCUCUACAGACGCUGCACAAACAAACACCAUUUGAUAGGCUAGAUUUGCCUGUGACAUCUCAUCUGGGAAAUGGGGGAAACGUUUAUGUCCAGAACCUUGCGGUUGAUACUCAGCCCAGUAUCAUUCCAAAAACUGUGUCCAGUUUGUCCAGUUUGUCCAGUUUUACUUCAGACUCCCUCCUACAGGAUGAUGAACUCCGGAAACUGUUGGAAAAUCCGAUAUUUUGUCAAGGAUUUCUAGGAAUUGUUGAGGAGAUGUGUAAAAAAGCAGAAGAUAUGUCUGAAGUUCCAACUGAUUCAAUGGAUCAGAGCCUAAUAUCACCGAUGAUGACAUCACCCAUCACUUCCCCCAGCACAGAACUCUACGAUUCAAGCUAUGAGACAGGGUCCCCUGGCAGCACGGUGGGGACCUCCCCUGCACCUCGCACAUCUGUCAGUUCAGAUUCAGAUCUGGAGCUAGAUCUUGGCAUGGAAAACCGCUCCAACAUCGUCAUCAUCUCUGCACUGCCCAACAGCCGACUCGAACACUCCAUUCCUGUUAAGGCAGAACCUGACGUCCAGCCUCUUGGAGAAGUCGUUCACUUUGUCAAAAUGAGUGCCACACAGAGACUAGAUGAGUUCUCAAAAUCCACAUCAUUUUGUGAGAAACACUAUGCCAUUCAAUUGGUAAAAGUUGUUCUCAUUUCGAAAGCCAAAACAAGUGAAGAAAGGCGCAUCCGUUUCAGCAAGAGCUUGUUGGAGACAAUGAAGGUAAAACCAAGUAAAGCUAAUGACAGUGAUAUAUGGCAAUUAUCGAUAUUUGCCCAUAUUGAAUUCUUAACUGCUAAGGAUCGAAUGCAAGAAUACAGUUCCACACUUCUGAGUCGUGAUGAGCAGUUACACUCACUACUGUAUAUCGCUGCUGUCGAGCGUUUUGACAAGCCUAUGAUUGCCCGCUAUGUAGCCGAGAGUCUUGCCAAAGUGAACUACAAUCCACUUGAGGUCUAUAACGAGGGAAACACCAUCCUGCAUGUGCUGGCGGAGCUGGGUGACUCCCACAAAGACGUGCUGAGUGAGCUGCUGAUGGCUUCUGGUGCUGAUGGCAAGCCACUGAUGGAUGUGGCAGUUACAAAUAAGAAGGGUCAGAGUGCACUGCAUACGGCUGUGCUCUCUCCCCAUCAGCACCUAUCCACUGUGCUGCUUCUGCUCAAAAUGAGAGCCAACCCCUUCCAAAAGGAUGUGCACGAGAAGACACCUCUGCACUAUCAGAUGAUUGCUGCAGCCAAAAGGGAGCCCAGGAACGGCAGAGAUCUCGAAGUUAUAAGGAAAAUGAUCCAAGCACACCCUUUACGCACUAAGGAGGCUGUAAAGAUGUUGGAGGAUAUGUGUGGUGACUCCUUUUUUCCCAGUGACCUCAGAGCUACCAUCCAGGCAGAAAUCAGCUACUUGGUCAAAGAAGAGAAAACCAAGAAGUUGGAGAGGCGUUAAAAGUUUCAACAGAGUUUACUUCCAUGUUAUGUGUUGGACUCAUGCCCAUGGCAACACAAAAAUUUGUUAUGUUUUGUUUAAAAUGUCUAUGCAAAAUGUUUGUGAUUUUAGAUCCAUUAAGUACUUAAUUUACUUAAAUAAUACCAAAUAUAGCGUUUUUAAAAUGGUA
Molecule: messenger RNA, 2581 nt
Organism: Homalodisca vitripennis (glassy-winged sharpshooter)
Lineage: Eukaryota; Metazoa; Arthropoda; Insecta; Hemiptera; Cicadellidae
Exons: 12
Coding region: 382-2412 (676 amino acids)
Molecular function (GO): protein binding
Source: RefSeq, a predicted model, not a curated record